Messenger RNA from Pyricularia grisea, 1367 nucleotides. RefSeq lists its product as uncharacterized. The record is from RefSeq and is a predicted model, not a curated record. Lineage: Eukaryota; Fungi; Ascomycota; Sordariomycetes; Magnaporthales; Pyriculariaceae. The transcript is spliced from 3 exons. The coding region runs from base 195 to 1247 and encodes 350 amino acids.
CUAGCUUCCUUGUACUUGAAACAACCUAUUUACAACCUUAGCCAACAACAGAUCCAAGUCUUUUAAUUAAGACUGCGGUACUCAAAAUAGUACUCAAGCUGCUACAAUCUCUCAGACUUAUAAAGCGUUCCAUCUGUCCCAUCAGGCUCAUCUCAAACUUGGACUAGGUAGGAAGGGGCCCUGGUUGCGACACCAUGGCUACGGCCGAGACCCCUCUUAUACACAAGGAGCCUGUCGCACACGAUUUUGUCGUGACUUCCCAACAAGACAUAACUGGUAGCCCAGAGAGACCCGAUCACACGAGCAAUAUUGACGAAGCCGCUGGUGGAGUAGCCUUUGAGACGAGCAUCCAUCCCAGCGCGAAGCCCGAUACGAUGACGACGGAGCCAGAAAACACAGAAAUGCAGCCUCUUCAUGAAGAUGCUGGCUCAGGAGGAGUGCCCGCCGAGGCUGUGGCAUCGCCCAAGGCUGCCGGGGAGACCAGUCACACCUCUCAAAAAGACCAAGAAGCUACGCCACCAAAGCUUGACGCGGAUAGGGCGAUGUCGCCUCCCUCGUCAAGAAAGCGUGGUGCGUCAGAAGCAAGUCUGGAGCAGGAACCCGACAGACCCAAGCAGCGGCGACGGGACUUUUCACAGGAGGAGAAGAAGCGCGGGCAACGCCUGUUUGGAGGGCUGCUAAGUACCUUGAGCCAGAAACCUCCCGGGCGACGGCAGCCCGUCGACCGGAAACAGCACGAGAAGACGCAACAGCGCAAGGAAGAAGAUAACAGACGAAAGGCCGAGAUCCAGGAGAAGCUAGCGAAACUCAACCGGAGACGGAAGAUACAACAAAUCAAGCUUGACGAACAGAUUAUGCGUGCCCGCCACGAUGACAUGCUGGCAAAAGCGCAUAGCUUGCGGACUAACACUCGACCACCAUUGUACUAUCGUCCAUGGGAUUUUACCAGUGAAGAAGAGGAAAUAAUCGACGAACAGGUCCGCGACGCAAAAGAAGACAUAGAACGAGAACUCAAAGAGUUUGAGCGCACCAAACAGCAGAGACUUGAGCAGCUGGGAGUGCAGCCUUCAAAGAAGCCCACAAGUGGCGAAGACGACAGAAGAGCCUCAACGGUCGGUGAGCCUCUUGACACUGAAGUACCUAACUCAACCAGAUCAUCAGAUGCUACUAAUCGUUCCCACCCCAAACCGGUUGAAAGAGACCAUGACGAAGUCGUCGAAACAGAGGAGGACACGGUAAUCUAUUAACAUGGACAGUCUUACUUCGGUUAGGGCUAUCUGCUCUGACUCUUACAUUAUAUUUGUGUACCCAAUGUGUUGAUAAUGAUGAAGGUUACAAGAAAACAAAAGACUGUAAUUCAUGCCUCU